UUCCAUCGUUACACAAUGGGGAGCUAGACAAAUCAUUAUGCAGUCGCUGCGUCAGUGAACUGUUGAAGGAAGGGUGCGGAGUGGUGCGGUCUGGAAUUUCUUAUUAGUGUAAGCAUUACAACAAACGCGUAGCUAUGACAGACUGGAUUCCGCUGGACGAGAAGGAACUCCUGCGCGAAACCAGCGGGGAAGCGUAUGACAACACCUCGCCGCAGGAGUUCCAGGCCUCCCGCGGCGCUGGUGGGGGCUUCAGGGACACGAGCUCGCCCACGGGCGGCGCAACGCAGGUGGCGGGUGUGCCACCACCACCUCGCCCCACGGGCAAAGAGAUCACUCGCGAGAUGAUUAUGAAAGCGCUGGAGAAGCAGGGCACGCGGCGGCGGCCGCACGCCACGCACGACGACCCCUAUGCCGAAGACAAGUGGCUGGCCAGCCAGUCGCAUCUGCACCUUAACGGCUGCCAUAUCGGCCGCAUCACCAACCUGCGCAGCCUGCAGACACUAGAGGUGCUGUACCUGUACGACAACCAGAUCAGCCUGAUUGAAAACGUGGCGCCGCUGCGGCGGCUGACGCACCUGUACCUCACCAGCAACAACAUCCGGGAGAUCAGCGGACUGGCGGGGUUGCCCAACCUUCAGAAGCUGUACAUCGAAAAGAACUGCCUGACGACUGUGAGCGGGCUGGAGCACUGCCCCUCCCUGGAGGAGCUGCACGUGUCACAGCAGCGCCUGCCGCCCGGCACCCCGCUGGCCUUCGCGCCCGCCUCGGUCGCCGCGCUGUCCGUCAGCCUACGCGUGCUUACAGCAGGCCAGUGCAACAUCAGCAGCGGCAGUGUGGGCCAGCUGCGCGGCCUGUCGCGGCUGCGGCGGCUGGACCUGUCACACAACGGGCUGGACAGCUUCGAGGCGCUGGACCCCGUGCUGCAGCCCUGCGCGGUGCUGGGCAGCCUGGACCUGAGGGGGAACCCGCUGUGCAGGCAGCCCAAAUACCGCGACACCAUCAUCCUCAUGAACGAUUCCGUCACCACCGUGGACGACGAGCCGGUGGCCGCCCAGCACCGCGAGUUCCUGCUGCGGCUGCACAUCCGCCGCAUGAAGGCGCAGCUGGCGGCGGAGCUCAAGGAGGAGGAGAAGGCGGCGGCGGCGGCCGGGGCGGAGCAGGCCGGGACAGGGGCAGCAGCGGCAGGGUUGGCAGCAACGGGGCCGACGCCGAGCGGGGGCUCGUUUGGGGCGGGUCCGGCGCGCAGCGGCGGGUCUUUUGGGGCGGGGCCGGCGGGGCAGGGGUCGGCUGCGUCAGCGGCGCACGGGCAAGGCGUGACGGGUGCGGCGCACCGUGUGCCGCCUCGGACAGGCGGCUUCACGGCGCCGCCGCCAGGAGGGGGUGGCGGGACCAGCGGCGUGGGGUCGAGGUCGCUGUCUCGGAACACGAGCACCAGCGGCACAGGGGGCAAGAGCAGCUCGGGGCGGGUGGCGGUGCAGGCGGUGACGCUGGGCAUGGAUGGCCUGGGCCUCUCGCGGUGAGGUGUCGACGUGGGAUGCGGAGAGAACUUACCAUUAGGCUGCGUGGCGUACGAAGUGGAGUCCAGGUGCGCGCGUAGGGCAGGCUUGACUUGGUUUCUGAGUGAGGUUAUGACAGAACAGGGUACAGGACAACGUAGCUGACCUGGAAGGUAGGUAGAAACGGCGCGGGCGGUUGCUGCACCCGCCAGUCAUCCGGUGCGCUCGCCCGAUGCCUUCUAGAUCUCCUACAUCGGAGAAAUGGAGUUUAUGGCCGUGUAUAAAAUGAAAGCGCCAAGUGCGAAGGUGUACAGCGCCGAAAGCGCUCAACGAAAGUGCCAGGGGAUAUUUAUAAUUCGC
Messenger RNA from Chlamydomonas reinhardtii, 1856 nucleotides. RefSeq lists its product as uncharacterized. The transcript is spliced from 9 exons. Bases 135 to 1520 code for a protein of 461 amino acids. The record is from RefSeq and is a predicted model, not a curated record. Gene Ontology annotation, molecular function: protein binding. NCBI's taxonomy places the organism in Eukaryota, Viridiplantae, Chlorophyta, Chlorophyceae, Chlamydomonadales, Chlamydomonadaceae.